This is a messenger RNA of Pristis pectinata (smalltooth sawfish), 3106 nucleotides long. It is a transcript of the gene nup58, whose product is annotated as nucleoporin 58. The transcript has 16 exons. NCBI's taxonomy places the organism in Eukaryota, Metazoa, Chordata, Chondrichthyes, Rhinopristiformes, Pristidae. Gene Ontology annotation, cellular component: nuclear pore. Gene Ontology annotation, molecular function: structural constituent of nuclear pore. Gene Ontology annotation, biological process: nucleocytoplasmic transport. The coding region runs from base 359 to 2128 and encodes 589 amino acids. The record is from RefSeq and is a predicted model, not a curated record.
CCCACCUCCCAACUCCAAACAAGGCUGGUCCUCCAGUAUCCCAGCAAGCCUCAUCCGAAAGGUCGGCAACUUCCGGGAACCUUCACCGCCUGCUGAGGCGAACGGCAGGAAACCCGCCGAAUCAAUGAUUAAUUUAAAAAGAGCGAGCGGCGACUUUUGUGGCAGAUCCAUUUCGCCCGGAUCCGACCGUGUUUUUUUGCAGAUAUCUUGCCCCCCAAGUCACGCCGGUUGCACGUUGUCCUCCGCCUGUUGGUGAGAGGUUUGCGGAGAGCGCAGCGCCGUCCGGUUUGCUCCGCUCCGGACCGGCCAGCGGGGACACGGAGGCGCCGUUGGGUGAGAGACCGCUAGCAGGGACGGAAUGACGACCGGAUUCGGGUUCGGCACUGCCGGCGCCACCACCGGCGGCUUCGCCCUCGGAGCUUCCAGCAAUCCUAGUGGUACCGGAGGAUUUAAUUUUGGAAAUCUUGGUACCACUGCUGCAACCACAACCACAACUGCAUCUACUUUUGGAGGCCUUGGUGGUGGACUGUUUGGACAGAAGCAAACUACUGGAUUCUCAUUUGGCUCCACGUCAACAGGAACUACAACAGCAGCAACUACAGGAUUAACCUUGGGAGCACCUGCAACUACAACUUCAACUGGUUUUGGUUUAGGGUUCAGUAAACCAGCUGGUUCAGCAACACCUUUUGCAAUGCCUGUUGCACCUUCUGCAACAGGAGGACUGUGUCUUUCAUCUGCACUGCCAACAUCUACAGCAGGUUCUACAGGAUUUGCAUUAAAUUUGGGCGGAACCCCUGCUUCCACUGCAUCAGUACCCACGGGCCUGACUUUGGGGGGGGCUUUGACUGGUUUAGGUGGCACUCUCUUUCAAGGUACAAGUGCCUCAACUGCAGGACUUGGACAAUCACUAGGUUUAAAUCUUGGUGUAUCUACAGUUGCUCCAACCACUACAGCUAGUGAAGGACUUGGUGGUAUAGACUUCAGUGGAUCUUCUGAUAAGAAAAAUGAUAAAUGUUCAACUGGAAAUAGACCCGACGAAAGCAAAGCUCUUAAGGAUGAAAAUUUACCACCUGUUAUCUGUCAGGAUGUGGAAAACUUUCAGAAAUUUGUAAAAGAACAAAAGCAGGUACAAGAAGAGAUCAGUCGAAUGUCUUUUAAAGCUAUGCUGAAAGUACAAGAAGAUAUCAAAGCACUGAAACAGUUGCUGGCUGUGGUUGCCAGUGGACUUCAGAGGGAUUCACUUGCCAUUGACAAACUCAAGAUAGAAUCCGCACAGGAGCUUAAAAAUGCUGAAAUAGCACUGAGAACACAAAAGAUACCACCAGGACUUCAGCAUGAAAAUACAGCGCCAGCCGACUAUUUCAGGCAGCUGGUGGAACAGUUUGAAGUUCAGUUACAGCAGUAUCGACAGCAAAUAGAGGAACUGGAAAAUCACCUUGCUACACAGGCUAACAGCUCUCAUAUGACUCCACAAGACUUGUCUCUUGCAAUGCAGAAAGUAUACCAGACAUUUGUAGCUCUGGCUGCGCAACUUCAGUCAAUACAUGAAAGUGCAAAGAUUCUGAGAGAGCAGUACCUUGGCUACCGUAAGACAUACUUUGGUGAUACCACUGAUGUCUUUGAAGCAAAGCGUGCUGAAACUAAGAAGUGGCAAAAUACUCCACGUAUCACAACUGGACCAACUCCAUUCAGCAUACCAAAUGCAGCGGCAGUUGCCAUGGCUGCAACAUUAACACAGCAGCAACAGCCUGCUACAGGACCACAGCCAGCUUUGGGAGUUAACUUUGGAUCACCAUUCGUCUCAGGUAUUGGCACUGGCUUGCAGUCAAGUGGCUUAGGUUCUUCAACACUUGGAGGAUUUGGAAGUACUUCUGGCUUUGGAAGUAAUACUUCAGGCAACACCUCAUUUGGAUUCGGAUCAGCCACUAAACCCUCAGGAAGCCUCAGUGCAGGCUUUGGCAGCUCAACUACUUCUGGAUUUAACUUCAAUAAUCCUGGGAUCACAGCAUCUGCUGGCCUGACCUUUGGUGUGUCCAAUCCUUCAACAUCAGGCCUUAGCAGUAAUCUAGGGGGACAGCUCCUUCAACUGAAGAAACCACCAGCUGGCAACAAGCGAGGCAAAAGAUAGAGAAUUAUCACAUUGGGCAGGGGCACAUAUUUCUUAAAUUAGGCAUGACUUAUGGUUCUGUGUCCUAAAUAUGUUUUUUAAUAGUUGUAGAUAGAAAACUACCAACAAAUAGAAUGUUUAUAUUUGACCAGGUGAGCUUUAAUCAGAAAUUCCUCAUUUUCCAGAAGGAGUCUGAUAUCAAUGAGUUUUCACAGUGAAGAUUAUAUUUUUGAAAGUAAAGCAAGAUGGAUUGUGUACCUAGAUAAUUUCAUAUAUACAAAGCAUAAAUGGAGAGUGUAUCUGUUUUCUACUUCAGGAAUUGGUUACAUACCUAUUUAAGAUCAGCUGCUAUGUAAGUGAAUUUGAACCAUGGAUUUUGCAGAUGACUGCAUAACUGAGAAAUGGAAAUCAUUUGUGUUAAGUCAGUGACGUACGUGUUUUAAUAUUGGAAAUUCACAGCGAUCAUAGCCUUUAAACAUUGCACUUUUUAUACAGUAGGUACUGCCCAAUAUUUGUCUUUGUAGUAAGAAAGUUAGACUGUCAUACCUUUGAGUUAUCAAGGUACUUUGAAAGAGAGCUUUGGUAGUGGUGACUUUCCUUUAAUAUAUAGUUAAUGUCUAUUUUUGUAAUGUUAAAGGAUACUCCAAUUGAAUGCCUUUAUUAGUGAGGGAGGAAAUGAGAGAUGCUGAGUUGGAUGGGAUUGCUAGCAAAUGUCCCUGAUGUCCUAAAUGUCAUCGUGUAUGUGCAUGAGGAGCUGCAUUGUGCAGACUUAAUUUGGAAUUCAUUUUUCAGUGACUUUUCAAGGCCAGAUUUGUUUUCAAAAUUGUUUUCUUUGUGACUUCCAAGUUAUUUAUGUAUGUUUGUUUCAAAACUGUAGUGAAAUAGUCAUGUAUAUGACAAUGUAUUUGAAAAUUGUUGUGAAGUCUUGAAUUAGAAGAAAAUGCAAUUGUAUUUCGGGAAAAUUGUUAAUUUUGUUAAAAUAAAGCAACUUCCACAUGU